GAAUUAGCUAUUUCCAGUUGCAAUUCGUUUGAAAACAAAAUCAAGUACUGUAGAAAAUAUAUACAUUGUAAUGACGUUUCGCUUCCCCAGUCUUGUUCCCGGGGCUAUAGAUCCUCUGUGGUUUACAGUGGACCGUCCUUGUGAUGAUGAAAAUGAGUUGGAACAGCUAGAGAAGGCACACGACCUUUGGCUUGAAAGCAUAGCCAAGAAAGACAACAAUAUAGUUCCAGUAGGGAAAACUGCAUCAGAGCAUUUAGAGGAUGAUGAUGAAGAUGAGGACGAUGACGAGGGAGAUGACGAUGAUGAGAGUGACACAAACGACGAUGAACUGGACACAGACAUGUUAGAUGAACGGGACUCAGGAGAUGAUGCUGGUUAAUAGGGUUAGGUUAUGAUGAUGAAUUGGACACGAACAUGUUAAGUGAACGGGGCUCUGGAGACAAUGCUGUUCAGUCAUCCAUUUAUUGUUGUAUGUG
Molecule: messenger RNA, 476 nt
Organism: Saccostrea cuccullata (small rock oyster)
Lineage: Eukaryota; Metazoa; Mollusca; Bivalvia; Ostreida; Ostreidae
Product: anaphase-promoting complex subunit 15-like
Exons: 3
Coding region: 71-379 (102 amino acids)
Biological process (GO): regulation of mitotic cell cycle spindle assembly checkpoint
Cellular component (GO): anaphase-promoting complex
Source: RefSeq, a predicted model, not a curated record